Fusarium venenatum is the source of this 1662-nucleotide messenger RNA. RefSeq names its product major facilitator superfamily transporter. Gene Ontology annotation, molecular function: transmembrane transporter activity. Lineage: Eukaryota; Fungi; Ascomycota; Sordariomycetes; Hypocreales; Nectriaceae. Gene Ontology annotation, biological process: transmembrane transport. The record is from RefSeq and is a predicted model, not a curated record. Gene Ontology annotation, cellular component: plasma membrane.
AUGUCUGACAGAGAACACGCAGCGCCAGUCAUGGCAAAUGAUGUUACUGCCGACCCUGAGCCUGCUUUCAAGGUCGAGACCAAGACUGAGGCUAGGGAGACGAAUACCGACGAUGAUAGCCAAACUUCUGAGGUUGAGUAUCCUAAGGGAUUCCAGCUUACUUUCAUUGCUAUUGCGUUAGCUCUAGCCCUUUUCUUGAUCGCUCUUGACAUGACAAUUAUCGCUACGGCUAUUCCCAAAAUCACGGACGAAUUCCAGGGUCUCGACAAAGUCGGAUGGUACUCUUCUGCCUUCUUCGUCACCAUCGGAUCUUUCCAAUCCUGCUGGGGCAAGGUCUACAAAUACUUUCCACUCAAGAUAUCGUUCCUUUUGGCUAUCUUUAUUUUUGAGAUUGGUUCCGCUAUCUGCGGCGCUGCUCCCAACUCGAAUGCCCUUAUCGUUGGACGCGCUAUUGCCGGCGUAGGUGGUGCCGGUGUGAGUGCCGGUAGCUAUACCAUCAUCGCCUACUCGGCUACGCCUGAAAGACGGCCCAUGCUACUCGGUUUAUUGGGCAUUUCGUAUGGUUUCGCCAAUGUUAUCGGUCCUCUAGUCGGUGGUAUCUUCUCUGACAAGGUUUCCUGGAGAUGGUGCUUCUAUAUCAACCUACCUGUUGGCGCCAUCUCCAUCGCCAUCAUCACCUUCUUCUUCAGUGACCCACCUCAGGCGAAACCAGCCCGCGUCCCCUUGAAAGAGAAGAUUUUGCAGAUGGAUCUCGUCGGUGUUGGUCUUCUCAUCGCUGCGACUAUUUGUUUUGUCCUCGGCGUUGAGUACGGCCAAGGAAAAUACAGCUGGGGAAGCUCCAAAGUCAUUGGCCUCCUCGUUGGUUUCGUUCUCAUCCUCCUCGUUUGGGCGGUGAAUGAGUGGUGGAUGGGCGAGCGUGCCAUGAUCGUGCCACGUAUCAUCAGAGACAGAACGAACUUGGUCAUGUCUGGUGUCGCUAUCGCUAUCGGUGGUUCCUUCUUCCCAGUCGUUUACUACGUGCCCAUCUACUUCCAGAGCAUCAAACACGCUACUCCUAUCAUGUCUGGUGUUCAAAACUUGCCCAUGGUUAUCGCUGUAACAUUCGGCAUCUUCCUCGCUGGCGGUCUCAUCUCAAAGACUGGUCGGUACCAACACAUUUUGCUCUUUGCCCUUGGUCUCUCCACCGUUGGCGCGGGCCUCAUCUACACCUUCGACCUGCACACCUCCACCGGCAAGUGGAUCGGCUACCAAAUUCUUGCUGGUGUCGGUUGGGGACUUGCAUAUCAGAUUCCUUUGACUGUUGGUCAGGGUUCUUGCGAUCCCAUGGACAUGGCGCUCAUCACGUCAAACAUUUUAUUCUUCCAAUCUUAUGGCGCUUCACUUUUCAUGUCGGCCGCCCAGGCCGCCUUUGUAGACCAAAUGACGGCAAAGGUCAUGGAACUCAGUGACAGCAUCAGCAAGGACCUGCUGGUUCUGACAGGUGCUACGGAUAUUUACAAUGUCUUCAAGGGCGAUGAGCUCGCCGAUGUGCUGGCUGGCUACAUGCACGGCCUCAAGGUCGUUUAUGCCAUGGCCAUCGGAACGAUAGGCAUCGGUUUUGUGAUUGCUCUGGCAAUGCCAUGGAGGAAGCUCAAGCAGGGACAAGCCACAGGUGGCGCUUAG